Molecule: messenger RNA, 3065 nt
Organism: Dichomitus squalens LYAD-421 SS1
Lineage: Eukaryota; Fungi; Basidiomycota; Agaricomycetes; Polyporales; Polyporaceae
Product: alpha-glucosidase
Exons: 6
Coding region: 40-2979 (979 amino acids)
Biological process (GO): carbohydrate metabolic process; N-glycan processing
Cellular component (GO): glucosidase II complex
Molecular function (GO): alpha-glucosidase activity; carbohydrate binding
Source: RefSeq, a predicted model, not a curated record
CUCGAAAAUACCUCCAGGGAUAGUCAUUGUUCGCUCAGCAUGCGAGCAUUCUGCUCACUCUUGGUCCUUGCCGCCGUUCCAGCGGCCCUCGCGUUCAAGAGUCAAGACUUUAAGACAUGUUCUCAAUCUGGCUUCUGUCGACGUGGACGCGCACUCUCUGCUAGGGCCGCCGAGAAUCCCUCCUGGAAAUCACCCUACUCUGUAGACGCAUCUAGCGUUGCUCUCUCAUCCGACCAGGCGUCCUUCACCGCCGCGGUCAAGUCAUCCAUCUAUCCCGACGUCAAGUUCAGUCUCGAUGUCCGGAUACACGACGACGGGGUGGUGCGCGUGCGGAUGGACGAGGUGGACGGUCUCCGGAAACACUACGACGAGGCGGCGUCGUGGGCGUUGUUGGACGAGCCGAAGGUCAGUCAACAGGUGCAGUGGAAGGUCGGGAAGGAUGGUGUCAGUGCGGUGUACGGCGCGAAGAAAGACGUCGAGGUCAAGGUCGCGUUCGAGCCUCUCAAGGUUACGCUGCUUCGAAACGGGAAGGAACAAAUCGUGCUCAACAACCGCGGCCUGUUGCACAUGGAGCAUUUCCGGACCAAGGAGUCCGUGGCGAAGGGCAAGGAGGGUAUCGCGGUCCCCGAAGAGGGUUUAGACAUCGACGACGACGCACAGGUAGUGCUCGGUGCCCACCCACGGACCGCCUGGUUCGAGGGGGAACAGGAGGAUGGCUGGUGGGAGGAGACUUUCAACUCGUUUACGGAUCCUAAACCUAGAGGUCCCGAGUCUCUGUCUGUUGACAUCGACUUCCCGAACCACGGUCACGUCUACGGUAUCCCACAACAUGCAACGCGCCUCGACCUCCCGACAACCACCGGCGAGAACGCGCACUACUCGGACCCCUACCGGCUGUACAACGCCGAUGUGUUCGAGUAUCUCGCGGACUCGACCACGUCGCUUUACGGUUCGAUCCCCUUCAUGCACGCGCAUUCGGCGGACUCGACCGUCGCUAUCUUCAACGCGGUCGGUUCGGACACGUUCAUCGACAUUGGCCACCCCACUGCCAAGUCCUCGACGUCGCACUGGAUCUCGGAGACGGGCAUCCUGGACGUGUUCAUCUUGCCUGGUCCCACGCCCGCCGAAGUGUUCGCGCAGUACACCAGUCUGACGGGUACGCCUGCGCUCCCCGCGCACUGGGCUUUGGGCUACCACCAGUGCCGCUGGAACUACGUGAGCUCGGACGAUGUGCGCACUGUGCAGAAGCGCUUCGACGAGGAGGACAUUCCCGUUGACGUGUUCUGGCUGGACAUCGAGUACUCGGAGGAGCACAAGUACUUUAUCUGGGACAGGAAGCACUUCCCUGACCCGGUCGACAUGAUCAAGGACGUCGAGGCGAUCGGGCGCCACAUGGUGGUGAUCGUCGACCCGCACCUGAAGCGCACGAACGACUACCCGGUGUACAAGCAGGCGACGGAGCUCGGUAUCCUGGUCAAGAAGGGCGACGGGACGACGGACUACGAGGGCUGGUGCUGGAGCGGGAGCAGUGCUUGGGUGGACUUUUUCAACCCGGGCAGCUGGGACUGGUGGAAGUCUCUGUUCAAGACCGAGUCGCAAGGCGAACAGUGGUCGUGGGUUGACAGCACGGUUGACACCGGGAUUUGGAACGACAUGAACGAGCCUUCGAUCUUCAACGGCCCUGAAAUCAGCAUGCCGCGCGAGAACAUCCACUACGGUGGCUGGGAGCAUCGCGAUCUUCACAACAUCAACGGAAUGCUCUUCCACAACCUUACGUCGCAGGCGGCGAUGGCCCGGACGGACCCUCCCAAGCGGCCUUUCGUCCUGACGCGUUCCUUCUACGCUGGAUCUCAGCGUUUUGGCGCGAUGUGGACUGGCGACAACCUCGGCACCUGGGAGCACAUGGCGGUCGGUGUGAAGAUGGUUUUGGCAAACAACAUCGCCGGUUUUAGCUUCGCUGGAUCUGACGUUGGCGGGUUCUUCGGCAACCCCGAGCCGGAGAUGCUCGUGCGGUGGUACGGUGUCGGUAUCUUCUCACCAUUCUUCCGCGCGCACGCGCACAUCGACACGAAGCGCCGAGAGCCGUUUCUGCUGGACGAGCCAUACAAGGGCAUCGUCCGCGACAUGUUGCGUCUGCGGUACGCUAUGCUCCCUGUGUGGUACACUGCGUUCCGGGAGGCGAGCGUGACGGGUUUGCCGGUCGUGCGGCCGCACUUCGUCGUGUUCCCGCAGGAUGAGAACGGGUUCUCUCUCGAUGACCAGUUCUUUGUGGGCGGCUCUGGCUUGUUGGUCAAGCCCGUGACUCGCAAGGGUGCCACUGAGGAGACUGUGUACCUUCCCGCCGAGGACCAGGUGUAUUACGACUAUUUCAACGACUAUGCUUACCGCAGCACCAGCUCCAAGGGCAAGGAAAUCACCGUCUCCGCUGAGCUUCAUCAGAUCCCCCUGUUCAUCCGCGGCGGCUCGAUCAUCCCGACCCGCGAGCGUCCCCGUCGCUCGUCGCCUCUGAUGAAGCGCGACCCCUUCACGCUCCGCGUCGCGCUCAGCUCUGAUGGCAGUGCCCGCGGUGAGCUCUACCUCGACGACGGCGAAACGUUCUCGCACCAGCAGGGCCAGUUCGUGUGGCGCGAGUUUGCUGCGGAGAAGCCGACGAAGAAGAGCAAGGGUGUCCGGAUCAGCAGCCGUGACCUCGCAGCGCAGAAACCCGCGGAGGCGGUCGACCACGUCGCGCUCACUACGUACGACAGCAGCAACGCCUUUGCGAAGGACAUCGCCGAUGUGCGGGUCGAGAAGAUCGUCGUCCUGGGCUUACCUGCGAAGCCAUCGAGCGUCACCAUCGAAGGCGGCAAGGAGCUCCGGUGGACAUACACCCCUGGGGUUGCGUCUUCGGACAAGAAGGAGGGCACGGCGAGUGUUCUUGUCAUCAGGGACCCCAAGCUCGCGAUUACGGGCGACUGGAGCAUCCUGGUGCAGGCUUGAAUGCCUUACUAUGUACCGCUGAUACAGCAUGCUUAUAUUCCGAUGAAUUCUGGAUGUGUUAUAUAAUCUCAUCGCUUUGCGAGCUC